UUCAUAAAGGGGCGAUAAACUGUUUAAUGUAAAUUUAUGACGUGUUACUGUCACCACUGAACGUGCUUCACAUUUCCCUCAUGAAGCAACCUUGAGGAUACAAACCUCUGAUGACGGUUAUUUGCAUUUGCUUGUCAGUGUAAGUGUGGCGGAAUAUGCGCGUUGACAAUAAUGCCAGCAAAAGACCCGCUUAUCGAAACACUUAAAGUGUGCAUUUUGAAUUUGAAAUCGGAGGGCACUGUGACUGACUCCAACCCACACCUGGCAUCCUGCUGUGAGCUCCUGGAACUUAUACUGCAAAAGGGACUACAGCAGCCUGUUCUCAGCUUAGCACAUAGAGAUUACUGGCAUUGUUUCGAACAGCUUCUACAGCACGACACAUGUGGCAGGUUGAGUUCAGUCUCUUUGGCAGUGCAACAGACCACAGCCUGCAGCAAACUCAUUACAUCUCAAGGCCGAGGACGCUUCUUCAUACGGCUCAUGCUGAUGAGGAGAACCCUGGGAAAUGUAGUAAAACACCUGCUGCACACAAACAGAGUAAUCGAGUGGUAUUGCGCCAACUUUUCUAUUCUUAGAAAUGAGGAGUUUGUAGAACCGUUUCUUUCGCUGUCUAUGGUGUUGUCAGAAAUUAACUUUAAGAUCAGUAUUGAGAACUGCAGUUUCCUGGAUGAAAGCUGGCUGCUCCCGGUGUGUCAAAUCUAUGAAGCUGUUCCCUGUCGGGAGCUGGGAAUGGUGCUCAGGUACCUAGAUGGACGUGUGUUUGUGCUGGACCUGCUUCAGGGUAGUCAAGCUCAGGCGGAUAUGUUUGCCGAGCCUGGUGACAUCAUUGAUGAAAUCAAUGGGAUAUCACUGAGGAAUGCUAGUAAUGGGCAGGCAGGUGUGGUUUUGUCAAAGCUGAAGAGUCAGCCACUUUCCAUUCACUUUAUACGUUGGAGAGGAGAAGAUGGGUCCAUCUAUCAGCCGCUGGUCAAACACUUACGGAAACUCAAACAGGAAAAACCCUCGCUUCGGUUUGGUCCAAAACCCGCCUCUCAGCAGGACAGAACUGCGGGCCAGAAGAGAGGGCAGACGCAGUGUGUGAAAGACGGCAGGAUCCUGUACGCUGUACACCUCUUAGGAAAAGCAAACAUAGGAAUGUGUGGAGGUAAGGAUGUUCUGCAGCAUGCCAUUCCUGAGGUUCUGGAGAGCAAACAGGCAAGAAAGGAAGUACUGCUGGAUGUAAAGGAGACUCAUCUUACCUGCAUAGAGAAGUCCAAUAAGCAGGAGCUGUUUCAACACCACUUCCCUGAGAUAUCAUGUGUUGGGAGGUUUGGAAGCCAACCUGAUUUAACCAUUUUUGCUUUCUGUUUAUUGGAUUCACCACAGGCAGGAAAACCAACAGGCUUCUGUUGUGUGGUCCUGCAGGCUGCCACAAGUAGUGAGUGUGAAGAGAUUGUUAACCGUAUAGCUGCUGGGUUUAAACAUACAGAAUGGUUUGUAUGAAAAACCCAGAAUUUAAGUGGACUGGACAUCUUUUGUAGUUUCCAUCAUGUGUUUUUUAACACUAUGUAU
Rhinichthys klamathensis goyatoka is the source of this 1551-nucleotide messenger RNA. RefSeq lists its product as uncharacterized. Lineage: Eukaryota; Metazoa; Chordata; Actinopteri; Cypriniformes; Leuciscidae. The record is from RefSeq and is a predicted model, not a curated record. Gene Ontology annotation, molecular function: protein binding. The transcript is spliced from 16 exons. Bases 172 to 1482 code for a protein of 436 amino acids.